AUGGUCGCCACCCGAUCCGCCGACAAGCCUAAGCAGGCCAAGCUGGAGGAUUUUGGAGGCGUUGCUGGAGCAGUAGCAGCAGCAGGAGGACGAGGGGCCUCCACUAGCACCACAGCCACCACCAAGAAACAGCAACCGGUUUCGCAGGAAAAGACGUCGUCAUCGAAGCGCAAAUCCUCCGACACAGCAAAUACCACCACCACCACCGCCGCCGGGAAUGGACCUCAGCAACGGCGCGGCACGAAGCGCAGAGCGGGAGGGAGAGGAGCGUCUGCCAAGGAGGCUAGUAGUACCACCGAUGCGGACGACUCUGCCUCGCCGCUGGAUCCCCACAGGCCGUCAGCAGCCAACCCUGAAGCCAUCAAGGGCAACGGGCCCGUCUCGCCGGCGCUGAAGCGGCAGAGAGGGGAUGACGGUGGUGCCGCCGGUGCUGGUGGUGAUAAGGCGGGAAAGCAGGGUGGGUCCGCUCAACAAGGGUCGAAGCAGCAGCAGCAGCAGCAGCAUUUCUCCGCCGAUGCUUCGAGUCUGGAGAAACCGAUCGUGAUUAAUCGGUCGCCGGUGCUGCAGCUGUGGGGCGCGUGUGUGGCGGGGUUCCUGCAUCCGGAAUUGGGGUGGGAGGUUUGUUUGAAUAUCGGAGGCGCAAUUGCCGCUCUCUGCGCCGUCUCAAAGGGUCGGGCUAUCGGCAUGAUUGAGCCCAAGGACGAGGAUCCGGACAAGAAGGCGAAGAAGGAGGAUACCAAGCAGAAGGCUUUGAAGGACGCAGAAGUCUAUACGGUGAUGUCGUUCCCGCUGCCAGUCCGCAAUGCUGCGGUGCUUCUCUCGGGAACGCCCAAAACCGUAAAGGAGUCGACGAUUGUCGCCAAGUUCGGUGGGCAAGAUGCGUACGACCGCGUCAAGGACGUGAUGCAGUCGGCUUUGAAGUCCUGGGAGUCAGACAGAGAGGAGCUGGACCGGAAGGCGUUCGGGAUGUAUGAGCGGUUCCGGCCGAGCGUGCCGCCUAGGGAGAAGGGCUGGGGGAGGAAAGGCGAGCUGAAUCCUGCGGAGGUCGAAAGCGCCAUUGCGAAGUCGUAG
This is a messenger RNA of Cyphellophora europaea CBS 101466, 1071 nucleotides long. RefSeq lists its product as uncharacterized. NCBI's taxonomy places the organism in Eukaryota, Fungi, Ascomycota, Eurotiomycetes, Chaetothyriales, Cyphellophoraceae. The record is from RefSeq and is a predicted model, not a curated record. Bases 1 to 1071 code for a protein of 356 amino acids. The transcript is spliced from 3 exons.